CCCUGUCACAUCCUUAACCAGCCUAUUUCCAUGUGCCCACUAUAGUUGUUUUCUUUCUUCAUCAACGAUGACCACCUCCUCCAAAAUACUAAAAUCAAACCUAGGGUUUUCUGAACUUUCAAUGAGCCCCUCAUCUUUCUCUUCUCUCAUCUGGAUUUCAAUCUAAUCAGUAUGUAGAGUACAGUAAUUCUCUCAAAUUCAAUUGAAUUUUAUUCUGUUCUAUUCUUUUCAAAUACAUGGAACAACAGCAGCAGCAGCAGGUGGAGGAGUAUAGACCUUCUAGUCAAGAAGAUACAGAGCAGCUGAUUUUUGACAAUUCUUUAAGUGGCUCCGACCUUAUGACCAUCGAUCAAUGCCAGACGAUUCGGGAAAUGGAUGAUUCGCUGCUCGUUGGACCUUCGCCUGCAGUAGCGGCAGUGACAGGAGAUGUUACUAUGCCGGAUAUAAAGGUUAGAACUGUAGCUAAAGUUGCGGUUGCCGAUAUAAGUACGGUCAAGCGGAAGCGUGGUCGGCCUCCGAGAAUUCAUGGGAAAACCAGGCCACCAACUCCGUCCCUGAUUAAGAAGAAAGAUGAGGAGGAUGUUUGCUUUAUUUGUUUUGAUGGUGGCAGCCUCGUGCUUUGUGAUCGCCGGGGCUGCCCUAAGGCAUAUCAUCCGGCUUGUAUCAAGAGGGACGAAGCAUUCUUUAGAUCAAAAGCUAAAUGGAAUUGCGGAUGGCAUAUAUGUAGCCGUUGUCAGAAGGCUUCACAUUAUAUGUGCUAUACUUGUCCAUACUCCUUGUGUAAAGGAUGCACCAAAGAUGCUGAUUAUGUGUGCGUAAGAGGGAAUAAAGGAUUUUGUGGAACAUGCAUGAGAACGGUAAUGCUGAUUGAAAAUAUUUCGCUGGGAAAUACAGAAAUGGUUCAAGUGGAUUUUGAUGACAAAAGUAGCUGGGAGUAUCUCUUUAAGGUCUACUGGGUUUACUUGAAAGCUAAGCUAUCUUUAACAAUAGAUGAGCUUACUAAAGCUAAAAAUCCUUGGAAGGGAGAUGAACUACCUAAAACUAGAAAUUCCUGGAAAGGAGCUGGCAUUGUGGUUCCUAAGGAGGCAUCUUCAGGUGAAACUUAUCAUGGUAAUGAUCAGAAAGGCUCUUGUUUAGACAACUGCUGUGAAAAUGUUGAGGCAAAUCAUUCUAAGAGAAGAAAAACUAAGGAUCAGCCAAACCUUCUCAAUGAGAACAACUCUCCAGUUGUGGAAAAAUUAGACGUUGACAUAGUCGCACCUUUGCCAGAAGGAACAACAUGGGCAACAAAGGAGCUCUUGGAGUUUGUAGCACACAUGAAAAAUGGAGACACAUCUGUGCUAUCUCAGUUUGACGCCCAAGGUCUUUUACUGGAAUACAUAAAAAGAAACAAUCUUCGUGAUCCUCGACAGAAAUGUCAAAUUGUUUGUGAUUCAAGGCUCAUGACUCUGUUUGGAAAGCCACGUGUGGGUCAUUUUGAAAUGCUGAAGCUUCUUGAAUACCACUUUCUUAUAAAAGAAAAAUCUCCAGCUGAUGAUGUUGUUAGAGUGGGAGUUGCUGAUGCUGUUGGGGGCCAGUUAGAGGCUUCUGGAAGCAUUGAUAGUCAAUUGAUUACGAACAAUGACAAAAGGCGUAGAACGCGUAAAAAGAUGGAUGAGAGGGGACCACUGAUUCAUCCAAAUCCAGAUGAAUAUGCAGCAAUAGAUGUUCACAAUAUUAAUUUGUUGUAUUUAAAGCGUAAUUUGGUGGAGAACCUAUUGGAUGACUUUGAGAAGUUCCAUGAAAAGGUCGUUGGGUCAUUCGUGCGAAUUAGAAUUUCAGGUGUUGAUCAAAAGCAAGAUAUGCAUAGGCUUGUCCAAGUUGUAGGUACUAGCAAGGUGGCUGAAUCAUAUAAAGUUGGCUCAAGAACAACUAAUAUCAUGCUUGAGAUAUUAAAUUUGGACAAGAAAGAGGUUAUAUCAAUUGAUGGAAUUUCAAGUCAGGAGUUUUCAGAGGAUGAAUGCAGACGUUUACGCCAGAGCAUAAAAUGUGGGCUUAUCAAACGGUUGAAAGUGGGUGAGAUUCAGGAGAAAACAAUGGCACUUCAACAUGUCAAAGUUAGUGAUUGGCUGGAAGCAGAAAUAUCACGGCUUAAUCAUCUUCGUGAUCGAGCUAGUGAGAAGGGACAUAGGAAAGAGCUUAGAGAAUGUGUGGAAAAAUUAGAGCUUCUGAAGUCACCCAAGGAACGUGAGCGCAGGCUGCUUGAGAUUCCCAACAUACACUCAGACCCAAGUAUGGAUCCAAGUCAUGAAUCGGAGGAAGAUGCUGGAGAAUCAGAUGAAAAGAAUCCAGGUGACCAUGUGAGACCAAGAUUAACUUGUGUUGGUAGAAAUGGUGCAGAGCUUAAUUCUUCACUGAGAGAAGUUGACGAGGACGUAGGAAACAGUGCAGAAAAGAAUUUGGCUACUGCAUGUAAACGAAAUAAAAGCAUGUGCAUUUUUAAUAUGGAUAACGAUGGUACUACUCAGGUUCAUGAGAGAGUUGGUGAAUCCACAUGGAGUCAUGGAGGGGGAGUAUUCAGGCUAAAUAGUCAGAAUACAUCAAGGAACCAGUUAGGUGCUACCAGCUCAGUAGCUAGUGAUUGGAAUAGUCAAGCAGCUUUACGAUCUGAAUCACUUCCCGGGCUUGUUAUAUUGCCGCCUUUUUCUUCAGGGAGAGAGCCAUCUGUUAUCGACUUUGAGACGGAAAAACUGUGGCGCUAUCAGGAUCCAUCUGGAAAAUUUCAAGGGCCAUUCUCCAUGCUCCAGCUGCGUAAAUGGAAAACCAGUGGGCUUUUCCCUCCUGAUUUCAGAGUAUGGAGAAUAUAUGAGAAGCAAGAUGACUCUAUUCUUUUGACUGAUGCAUUGGUUGGCCGGUUCCCUAAAGGGCCGCUUCAGCAUUGCAACAGUUAUUUACUGCCUCAGGAAACAACAGUUGCCUCUAAUGAUGCAUGUAAAAGGUGGGGACAUGGGCUCAGUCAGAGUACUGAUGUAACUUGGAUAGACAAUAAAGGAGUUGAUCAUGACCUGAAGCCGGUGCAGAAUGGUGUUAGUGUCCAUGGUAAUGGUGAUAAUGAACUGGUAAAGAGUAAUGAGUUGGGCUUCCAUUCUUCCACAGGGACUAAGGCUGUGGAUGUUGCAAUUACCAAUACUGCACUGGCUAAAAGUUCCUUACAAGGUUGGGAAUUGUCCAAAGGUGGCAAGUCUUGGGCUGGCCUCUCACCUCCACCUUCUGGGAAGCUUUUUGAAACUCCAUUGCUUCAAGCAAGGGAAGGGCAUGGGGAUGAAAAAUGGAGUUCCAAUCCAUGCCAUGCAGAUGGAAAUUCACACACAACCACUAUGGGUCGAACUAAUAUCGAUGAGAAAUAUAAACAUGCUGACAGUGAGGGUUACUCGAGCCAAUCCUCUGGACAGAACUGGGGAUCUCAAGCCAUAAACAGUUCCUCAAGUGGAUGGGAAUCCAAUUCUGGUUUUGUGUCUGGGGCCAAGUCUAGUGAGAAAUCUGAGCAGAAUCAGAAAAUAGGUUUCUCUGAUCUGCCUAGUCCAACAGCAAAGCAUAGCGAUGGGGAUUUGAAAGGUCAGGCUGCUGAUAACAAACUGUCUGUUGGUUCAAAUGUUCCUGUCCAGGAUUCGGGGCCUAGUUGGAGCACUGCGUCCAGUUUAGUGGUUGGUGGUGGACAGCAUCGUGAAGUAGCUGGUGACUGGGGUGGAUAUUCUCCUACUCCUGCCAAACCUUCUGUUGAGGAAUGGGAUUCAAAUCUUGUAAAUGCAUCUUCUCUGAAACCGACUGAAGGGGUCAGUGAUCAUGCUGCUACUCCAACUUCAGGAAUUGGCCAACUGACACAUUCUUCCCCACAAUACCCCACAAUUGAUACAUCUACUUGGCAGCCGAUGGUUCCUGAACCCAAUGAGUUCUGCUCUUUAGUUGAUGAAUCUGUUUCAGACCUUUUGGCUGAAGUUGAAGCAAUGGAAUCUCUUGGUGGAUUACCUUCUCCUACAUCAAAAAUGAGCUGCGGUGGGGAAUUGACGCCAGGUUCUGAUGAUGAUUGCUUUAGUCCUGUUGAGCCAUUUAGCCCAGCACCUGAUCCAGGGAGAAGUGAUGCACUGAGCUCCACUGGUGAUGUACAAAUGCCUUCUCAAUUGACUGCAUCCGAUGAACCCCUUCGGCUAUCUCUCAUGCCUUCUCAGCCAACUGUAACAGAUGAACCGCACACAAUAACUCAAAUGUCUUCUCAGUUGACUGUGACCGAUAAACCUCACCAGUUAUCUCGGAUGCCACCACAUUCCGUUGCACCAGAUGAGCCACUCGGGGCAUCUCCAGUUCCUUCUAAGUCGACUUUAACAGAGGAGUCACUUGGGUUAUGGCAGACUAAUGUUCUUGAUCCUCAAAAAAGCUUUAGUGGGCAUUCCUCCUCAAGUGCUGAAGUAGAGGGAGAUGCAAAGCGCAGUGACGUUUCAGUUAACCAAUGUUCAGAAAUAGAACCUCUGGCAUCUUCAACCGUUAACCAAGGUGAAGCAGGUUCGGACACCCAGAGUCCUACUCCAUCAGCGGUUAGCCAAUUGGAAGCUGGUUCUGACACACGGCAUCCUGAAUCUUCAACAGCAGAUGCUAGCUGGGGAACUGUAAAAGGAACUGCAAACUUGGAUAGGGGAGCACCUCAAGGAAAUAUGAACAUGGCAUGGGGGACUGGUCAUGGAUCAGCUCAGCAACAAACUAAUUCAAAUCCAGCCAUUUCUACAGGUGAUGUAGGCAGUUGGGGAAACCAACCAAGAAAUGGUGACAACAGAUAUUCUGGUCCAAGAGACCACCUUAAUAACUAUUUUCAAGGUCGAGAUUCAGGUUUUGGUAGGGAUAGGUCAUCAUGGAACAGGCAGCCAACAUAUGGUUACGGAAAUGGAGGAGGAGGUUCUUUCAAGCCUCAGGGUAAAGGGCAGCGAGUAUGUAAAUUUUACGAAAACGGGUACUGCAAGAAGGGGGCAUCAUGUAGUUAUUUGCACCCAUGAUAAUGUUAGAAUCCAGUUCCACGCAAUUGGUGUGCAUUCAAUUAUUUAAUCACCAAUUGUAUUAGGAAGUUUGGCCGUGUCAAUGUUCUAAUUUAACAUGUAAAAGUAUUAAAGUGGCACAACAUUUGUUCUUUGGAUAGUUCAGUUUAGAGCUGCGUGUUGCAGCAGAUAUAAAUUCUUUUUUCCGUUUA
Messenger RNA from Hevea brasiliensis (rubber tree), 5212 nucleotides. Its product is annotated as zinc finger CCCH domain-containing protein 44. The coding region runs from base 237 to 5021 and encodes 1594 amino acids. The transcript is spliced from 10 exons. Lineage: Eukaryota; Viridiplantae; Streptophyta; Magnoliopsida; Malpighiales; Euphorbiaceae. Gene Ontology annotation, molecular function: metal ion binding; protein binding; DNA binding. The record is from RefSeq and is a predicted model, not a curated record.